Molecule: messenger RNA, 951 nt
Organism: Aspergillus fischeri NRRL 181
Lineage: Eukaryota; Fungi; Ascomycota; Eurotiomycetes; Eurotiales; Aspergillaceae
Exons: 3
Coding region: 1-951 (316 amino acids)
Source: RefSeq, a predicted model, not a curated record
AUGGUUUCUGAUAAUCUGCUGUCCUCAUUGUCGGCAUACGCCACGAUUGUGGCCGUUUUGGUUGGGCUAGCGACCCUCGCGAAAAGCGCGAACGGCCUUACGACCGUCAGAAGGGAUCUGUGGACGGAGGCUUUUGAAAGAUGGACCCUGUACCUCCAUGUGGACGGCGAACGGCUACCAGAUGUCGCAUAUGAAAGGCCCGCGAUUCCUAUGCAGUCGAGAAACCCGAGUGUCUGCCCCUACCCAAGGAGUCCCUUCACGUCGAUCUCCGAGUCAUCAGUCAUCCUGGCGUUCGUCUUCAUGGCCGUCCUCCAAGAGAGGCCGCAGCAAACAGACUAUCGAGCUGGGACACGAACAUUCACUAUAAGCGGCGUUGUUCUCGAGGUGCGAAUCAUCAAGCCUGAUAUCGUGACCUUGCAUCUUGAAGGAACCAUCCAGAGAAGGUUCACCAAGGAUUACGUUCAACGUUUUUUGGGAGGAUACCUAUCACUGCCCGUAGACCCACAGAACGUGAGCGUCUUCAAGGCUGGUGAUGAGGUUCGUGGCGGUAGUCGUCGCGCUGAGCCUUGCAUCGAACUACGACCCGGAGGACGUAUUUUUGCCGGUGUACUCUGGCUGCGUGAGGUAUCACAGCGACGCAGGCGUGUCUCUUGGCGCACGAUGGACCGCGUACGACUUAUACUCGAGAGUGUUUGGGCCAAGACAUUCAAGGAUGACGCGGAUCGGAACCGGAUCAUUGCACAUUUCAACGAACCACCGCGCAUUGAAGAUGAUGAGGAACAGCAACGGCGGUUCCGCGCUGAGCGGCAGCCAUUGCUGCGCUGUGUGUUGAUCGCUCCAGUCAAGGGAUCGAUCAAGUGUAUUGCGUACUUUAAGAAUCCAGGCCGUGCGCUGGAGCACAUUCUCCCAACAGAGGUCCUGAAGUCAGCGAGGCUUUACCAAGGUUGUUAG